Molecule: messenger RNA, 2228 nt
Organism: Drosophila sechellia
Lineage: Eukaryota; Metazoa; Arthropoda; Insecta; Diptera; Drosophilidae
Gene: Rab10
Product: RAS oncogene family member Rab10
Exons: 4
Coding region: 279-893 (204 amino acids)
Molecular function (GO): GTPase activity; GTP binding
Source: RefSeq, a predicted model, not a curated record
GUUCCAGCUCUAGUUCUAAUAGCAACAAUUUCAAGCGAAAAUAUUAAUUAAUUCGGCGCAUUUAAACCACGCGGAGUAAAAAGAGCUAGCUCGAGAUUCAGGAUCAUUGCUUAAGCGGCCAUAACCGAGAGAAAGCGCGAAAAAGGGCGGGCGCUUCAAUAAUAAUAAUAAUAUCGCUUCUCACCUGCGCCCGUGCGUUUGUGUGUGUGUGUGCGUGCGUGUGAGAGUGUCGCGUGUGUUUGUGCUUUGUUCUGCGAGCGUUCCGUUGCGUUUUGGAAAUGGCAAAGAAAACCUACGAUUUGCUCUUUAAACUGUUGCUGAUCGGCGAUUCAGGAGUGGGCAAGACGUGCAUAUUGUUCCGGUUCUCGGAUGAUGCAUUCACGUCCACGUUCAUAUCGACCAUAGGCAUCGACUUCAAAAUCAAAACAGUCGAGCUGCGCGGCAAGAAGAUCAAGCUGCAAAUAUGGGACACCGCCGGCCAGGAGCGGUUCCACACGAUAACCACCUCGUACUAUCGAGGCGCCAUGGGCAUAAUGCUGGUCUAUGACAUAACGAACGAGAAGAGUUUCGAGAACAUAGUCAAAUGGUUACGGAAUAUAGACGAGCACGCCAACGAGGAUGUGGAGAAGAUGAUCCUGGGCAACAAGUGCGACAUGACGGACAAGCGGGUGGUCAACAAGGAGCGCGGCGAAGCGAUUGCCCGUGAACAUGGCAUUCGGUUUAUGGAAACAUCCGCCAAGUCGAACAUAAACAUCGAGCGGGCCUUCUGCGAGCUGGCCGAGGCCAUUCUGGACAAGACAUCGGGACGCGAGUCGGCGGAGAACCAGGAGCGCGUGAUCAUCGAUCGCCGGAACCAGGAGAAGGCGCCGGGCUACAGCAAGUGCUGCGCGUAAAAAGCGGCGUUCCAGGCGAACGGGGCGUGGUUUGGCCCAGUUUGUGCUCAGCUGUGCGUGGGGAAGGCGGCGAAGGACGGAUGGGAUUGGAUUGGAUUGAACUGGACUAGAUUGGAUUGGAAUGGAACGAAACGAAUCGAACCGAAAGCAGUGGGGAUCGGUUUCUGAAACCGCUCCGCACGGACGAAGGAUAACAAAGCAAUAGAGCCGGGGUCAUUCGCACGUAGGAAACUUACUUAUUACGAGGACACGCAAAUGGAACAAGCAACAGAAACAACCUACCUAAAGUUUAACAACAAGCAACAGAUAUUGUAAUACGAACAUUUGGAAGCAACUUUACAAAACUCCGAACGAUGGAUGGUGGUCGGGCAAUGGUCAGGCGGGGCAUGGGCCACGUUAGCUAACAACUUGGACGCAAGGAUCGGCAUAUCGUGGAUCGGACAACGAGGAUCAGCUCCAGCCACUGUCCAGCCACACGAAACGAUACUGAUAGCGAAGUCGCAGACGCAGACGCAGACAUAAGCAACUUUUGUAACGUACUUUUGAUACACAUAUAGUCUUACGAUUCCCGUACUCAGUCAUUCGUUCGCUCGCUCGUUCGCCACCACUCGCACUCCCCAGGCGCCCCACUUAGUGUUUCGUUUUUGUUUUGCGUUUCAGCCUAGAUAUAAAUAACACCUAUACAUAUAAUACAUCGGAUAGUAUAUAGCCUAAACAUACCUAGCUUGCUUUCGCUUUCUAUGUCGACGCCAAGCCAAGCCAGGAUGGAGGAGUUCGAUGGGGCGGGCGGGGGUUCUGGACGCCCUGCUCUGCGCCCUGGCCACUCAAGCUAUCAAGCCAGAUCCUCGGCCAGAGUUGCAGUUCCAUAGGGAGUUUCGAGAUCGAGGUGUUCCGAAAUCGUUUUCUGAUAAUUGCCUAUGCAUAUAUAUAUAUAUAUAUAUAUAUAUAUCUAUAUAUAUAUAUAUAUGAAACUACUAUAUCGCAUCGUUUUUAUGUGCAUUCGCGCCCGCACACCCAAUUUAUAUAUAUAUAUAUAUACAUGUAUCUGUACACUUAAGGGGGCGUGGGUGUGCGCGCGUGUAUAUCUCCAUGCUUGUAUGUAAGGACGGUGCACGCCAUCACUGUAGCAUUCGCAUACGCAUCCGCAAGGGAGGAGCGCCACAAACCGAACGCACCACCUAGCGCUCGCCUCCCGUCUCCUUGUAAUUUUAUUCUACAUUUUUUUUUGUCGUGUAAACCUAUUAUUUGUAACUGUAUAUGGAUUUAGUUUAGUUGUCCACACCAAAUGAUUUACCGAUUAAAAUAUAAAGAACAACCUAAACCAUGUCAUAUAAA